Molecule: messenger RNA, 1089 nt
Organism: Geodia barretti
Lineage: Eukaryota; Metazoa; Porifera; Demospongiae; Tetractinellida; Geodiidae
Source: the annotation of a GenBank genome assembly
AUGACCAACAAAAAAAUCGUAGUGGUCGGCGGCGGUACCGGCAACCAUACCACCCUCACUGGCUUGCGGUCGCGUGAAUGCGACGUCACCGCAAUCGUGGCGAUGACCGACAGUGGUGGCAGCAGCGGCCGACUCCGUGAAGAGAUGGGUCACCUGCCGCCCGGCGACCUCCGCCGCUGUUUGAUGGCGCUGGCUUCCGACUCCGCCGAAUCCAACCUGAUGCGGCAGUUGUUUGACUAUCGGUUCUCCACCGGAGACGGGCUGAACGGCCACAGUUUCGGCAAUCUGCUCUUGGCCGCCCUGACCGAGGUCACGGGAGAUACGAUCACCGCCAUCGACGAAGCCGCCCGGAUUCUUGGUAUUGGCGGCACGGUGUUGCCCGUCACACUCACCCGGUCGACUUUGCGCGCCCGGCUAGUCGAUCGCUCCGAGUUGAUCGGUGAAUCCGCCAUCGACCUGAGGAACGAGAAACUCGACGUAGCCAUCGACUACAUUCACCUCGAUCCGAAAGCGUACGUUUACCCGCCGGUCCUGGACGCCAUUGCGGAAGCGGACGCCAUCGUAUUGGGCCCGGGCGACAUUUACACCAGCGUCCUGCCAAACCUGUUGGUUGAGGACGUCGCUCAGUCGAUUAAUGAUUCGGAUGCGAUCAAGGUCCACGUUUGCAAUCUGAUGACCAAGCCCAACGAGAGCGACGGUUUCCGAUCCUCCGACUUCCUGGCCCUCCUCAUGGAAUAUCUGGGCACGAGCCAGCCCUUGGACUUCCUGCUGGUCAACAACACGCCGAUUCCCCGGCGGUUGCUGGAACGCUACGCCGCCGAGGGCCAGCACCCGGUUGCCGCUGAUGACUCGGCGUCUUUGACCAUGGUAGGGCGAAUAGUCGAGCGGCCGUUGCUCGCGCCUGGCGUGUUCAUUCGUCAUAGUCCCGCCGCCUUGGCGCAGGCAAUCAUGGACCUCGUAGACUCCUCGGAUCGCGCGCGCAAGGAACCCCUGCCAGCGCCGUUGGUAUUCGACUGCGACGACUUCGGCGAUACGUUUGUGCCCGAAGCAACCAUGACCGUCGGUAGCGCGAACGCCGACGGAGACUGA